GCAAAUUUGUGUGGCAAGUACAAUUGAACAGAAGUAGAAUAUAUCACCGUUCAAAGCUACAAAAAAAGCAUCCACGGCAAAGCAGUUCACAGGAUCCGAUCAGAUCCGUUAAGACCAUCUCUCAUCUCUCUAUGCUCUUGUCUGUACAUAUUUGUGUGUAUGUAUAUGUGCUUCCAAUUCAUGCUUAUCAACCCCAGUCAAUUUCAAAUUUCAGAAUCUGAAUCGAGGGUCUCACUUCUAGGGUUUCCAUUUCCGUUGAGAUUCUUCUUCCGAUUUCCUUGGCAUUUAGGGUUUUAACUUUUUUUUUUUCGUUUUUCCUGGAGAGAAGGUCUUUUUAAAAUGUAUCGGAUCGAGACCUAGGGUUUGUUAAAGUUCCGAAGCUUUUCUUUUAUAAUCUCUUCUGAGAGAGUGCAUGAAGAUUUGGUGCUGCCUAUGCUUCAACCAAGACGACGAACCAGAAGAAGAAGAGGAAAAUAGAGAGGAGGAGGAGGAGGAAAAGGACAUGAAGGAGGGUGGGUUCGAGAAUGAGGGCUAUUCCGAGGGCAGUAUCGAGAAUGAGGAGGAGCCGGAGGAAAUUCCGAGGCUUGGCUUGGCGGCUAAUGAUGGUCGUGAGCGCGACGACAACAACGACAACAACGUUAGAUUGUUCGAAGGGAUGGUACAAGCGGUGCGCAGUGGUGCUCAUUGGGACGAGGCGGUGAACGUCGGCGCUCUGGCGUCGUUGAGGGCCGCGUUUAGAAGUUCUCGGCGGUCGAUGGGGGAGAGUAGUUCGGCUUCGUCUGCUGCAACCGCCGAGAAUUGUGAUCACGAUUCCCACAACAAGCGAGCCAAAGUUCACUCUGAUUUUCAUGAGUGUCAUUAUGCAACUGCAAUCACUUCAGGUGCUGGAAAUUCUAGUUCAUCUGGAGAUAAAGAUUACAAUAUUAGUCAGGACACUUAUGUUGUAUCUAAGAAUGAAAUAUUUUAUCACACUUUUAUGCUGAAUGCUAGUGGUGAAGAGAAUCACGAUGACUCUAGCAGUGGAAAAGAUGUUGAAGGAGAUGAAAGUGGCACUUCAAAGACGGAAGACUCAGAAGUUCGUAUGGAUCUUACAGAUGACUUAUUGCACAUGGUUUUCUCUUUCUUGGACCACAUAAAUCUUUGCCGAGCUGCUAUAGUUUGUAGACAGUGGCGAGCAGCUAGUGCUCAUGAGGAUUUUUGGAGGUGUUUGAAUUUUGAGAAUCGGAACAUAUCUAUAGAACAAUUUGAGGAUAUUUGUCGACGCUAUCCAAAUGCAACAGCAGUGAAUCUCUCAGGCACUCCUGCUAUGCACUUGCUUGUUAUGAAAGCAGUCUCUUCAUUAAGAAAUCUUGAGGUUUUAUCUCUUGGGAAAGGACCACUAGCCGAUAUAUUUUUCCAUUCCCUAGCUGAUUGUCAUCUGUUGAAGAGAUUGAAUGUCAAUGAUGCUACGCUUGGAAAUGGUAUUCAAGAGAUACCUGUAAACCAUGACCGGCUGCGCCAUCUUCAACUUACAAAAUGUCGUGUGAUGCGUAUAUCCAUAAGGUGUCCACAACUAGAAACUUUGUCUUUAAAGCGCAGUAACAUGGCACAGGCAGUGCUUAAUUGCCCUCUUUUGCAUGACCUUGAUAUAGGCUCGUGCCACAAGCUUUCAGAUGCUGCAAUUCGUUCAGCAGCGACUUCGUGUCCUCAAUUAGAGAAUCUAGAUAUGUCAAAUUGUUCAUGUGUUAGUGAUGAAACACUUCGUGAAAUAGCGCUAACGUGUGCCAAUCUCCAUGUUCUUAAUGCAUCAUAUUGCCCAAAUAUAUCCCUAGAGUCUGUAAGACUGCCAAUGUUGACAGUUCUCAAGCUUCACAGCUGCGAGGGCAUCACUUCUGCUUCAAUGGCUGCAAUAUCUCAUAGUUAUAUGUUGGAGGUUUUGGAACUUGACAAUUGCAGCUUAUUGACUUCUGUAUCAUUGGAUCUUCCACGCUUACAAAAUAUUAGACUAGUACAUUGCCGCAAAUUUGCUGAUCUAAAUUUACGGAGUACUAUGCUGUCUUCUAUAACAGUCUCUAAUUGCCCUCUACUCCACCGUAUCAAUAUCACUUCAAAUUCACUUCAAAAACUGUCUUUGCAAAAGCAAGAGAGCUUAACUACACUAGCAUUGCAAUGCCAAUGCUUGCAAGAAGUGGACCUUAAAGAUUGUGAAUCAUUGACGAACUCCAUAUGUAAUGUUUUUAGUGAUGGUGGUGGAUGUCCAAUGCUCAAAUCUUUGAUUCUUGACAACUGCGAGAGCUUAACAGCGGUGAGAUUCUGCAGCACUUCUCUAGUCAGUCUUUCCCUUGUUGGUUGCCGGGCAAUCACUGCUCUUGAACUCACGUGUCCGUAUCUUGAGCAAGUUUCUUUAGAUGGUUGUGAUCAUCUUGAAAGUGCGGCGUUUUGCCCUGUUGGUCUUCGGUCACUCAAUCUGGGAAUAUGUCCCAAAUUGAAUGCACUCAGUAUCGAAGCAACAAAUAUGGAAUCUCUCGAGUUGAAAGGAUGUGGUGUCCUUUCUGAAGCUUCCAUUAACUGUCCUCUCUUAACCUCUCUGGAUGCUUCAUUUUGCAGCCAACUCAGGGAUGAUUGCUUGUCUGCAACAACUGCCUCAUGCUCGAAGAUUAAAUCAUUAAUAUUGAUGUCAUGCCCAUCCGUUGGUUCUGAUGGACUUUACUCGUUGAGCAGCCUCCCACAUUUGACCGUGCUUGAUUUGUCUUAUACUUUCUUGACGAACUUGCAACCUGUUUUUGAGUCUUGUGUGAAGCUAAUGGUGUUAAAAUUACAAGCAUGUAAGUAUCUUACCGACUCAUCACUGGAGCCCUUAUACAAGGAUGGUGCCCUACCAGCUCUGCAGGAAUUGGAUUUGUCAUAUGGAACCCUUUGUCAAUCUGCCAUAGAGGAGCUUCUUGCUUGCUGUACGCACCUCACUCAUGUGAGUUUGAAUGGCUGUGUCAACAUGCAUGAUCUGAACUGGGGUUGUAGCAAUGGACAGUUUCCUGACUUGUCCAGUAUUUCUGUUCCAUCUGGCAUGGUUUCAUCUGAAAGUAGCCAUGAAAUAAUUCAACGGCCAAACCGUUUACUGCAGAAUCUCAACUGUGUUGGUUGUUCAAAUAUUAGAAAAGUCCUCAUUCCACCAAUGGCACGUUGUUUUCAUUUAUCAUCGUUGAACCUUUCUCUGUCUUCAAAUUUGAAAGAAGUUGAUCUUGCAUGUUUCAAUCUCUGCUUUCUCAAUUUGAGCAACUGUUGCUCUUUGGAGGUUUUGAAGCUCGAGUGUCCAAGAUUGACUAGUCUUUUUCUUCAGUCUUGUAACAUCGAUGAAGAAACAGUUGAAGCUGCCAUAUUGAAAUGUAACAUGCUGGAGACACUUGAUGUCCGCUUUUGUCCAAAGAUAUGCCCAAUAAGCAUUGGGAAGUUGCGUGGAGCCUUCCCAAGUUUGAAGCGCAUCUUCAGCAGCUUGUCACAUUCAUAAUUCUGAUAAAUUUAUUUCGUUCAUCGUGGGGCCUUAUUAAGUUAAUAGGCGGUGAAGAUUUCUGCGGUAUUUUAUCUGCGAUUUGCUCGCUUGUAUUGUAAUUGAAUGUCAUCUAUUUUCUCUGUAUUUGUUUGGUAUAUAGGUAUCUUAUGCCAGCUCUUUUUAUGUAAUGAUACAAUAAAUCGUCCUGUUCGUUGCGAAAAUUCAAUUUUUUAGUGAAAGGAUGAAAUUUGAAACAGCAACUCUGCCUGUUCGGGUUUUAUUGUAUAGGUACUUCAUGUAGCUCAGCCGUUAUGUAAUGAAACAAUAAGUAUUUGUUAUUGUA
This is a messenger RNA of Ziziphus jujuba (common jujube), 3809 nucleotides long. Its product is annotated as F-box/LRR-repeat protein 15. Gene Ontology annotation, molecular function: protein binding. NCBI's taxonomy places the organism in Eukaryota, Viridiplantae, Streptophyta, Magnoliopsida, Rosales, Rhamnaceae. Bases 413 to 3484 code for a protein of 1023 amino acids. The record is from RefSeq and is a predicted model, not a curated record. The transcript has 17 exons.